This is a messenger RNA of Cuculus canorus (common cuckoo), 3188 nucleotides long. It is a transcript of the gene GPR25, whose product is annotated as G protein-coupled receptor 25. NCBI's taxonomy places the organism in Eukaryota, Metazoa, Chordata, Aves, Cuculiformes, Cuculidae. The transcript has 2 exons. The record is from RefSeq and is a predicted model, not a curated record. Gene Ontology annotation, cellular component: membrane. Gene Ontology annotation, molecular function: G protein-coupled receptor activity. Gene Ontology annotation, biological process: G protein-coupled receptor signaling pathway; immune response. The coding region runs from base 771 to 2018 and encodes 415 amino acids.
CCUGGAGCAGCAGCUGAGGGAACGCCACCAGAGGCUUGAGGAGACUGAGGAAGAUGAACCUGGUGGAGCCGGGCGCCCAGCAGACGUGAGCAGGACCUGGCCUGGCAGAGCACGUGCUUCUCCCCCGGGACCCCCGUGCCAGCGCACCGGGCACCAUCAUCCCAGCGCAUCCCGGCGCUGGGAACGGUGUCUGGCACCGUCAUUUUUGGAGAGCUCGUGGUCAGAGGCGGCCGUGGUGCUGCUGCCUCGGUGUCCCCAGAGCGGUGAGAACCAACGUGCCAGGGCUGGAAUGAGCUGGCAGAGGUGGGGGUGGCGUGGGGCCACGGCAGGCAACGCUCUCACCCCAACCGGCACCUGCUCCGGCACUCUCUGACACCAAAAAGUCAAGAAAAUAAAGGUUUUCAUCUGGUUUUCUUAGUGCAAAUGUGCUGGGGACAGUGAUGGGGUGGCAUUAGCUUGGGUUGAUGUUGCGUGGUGGGGAUGGAGGGCAACCACGGUCACAGAGCUGCAGGGCAGAUUGGUGGCCGGUGGCUCGAUUUGGCGGCAAUCCCACCAGCGCAGAUGCAGGUUGGUGUCUAUCCAAGGCCUUCAGCCAUCACCUGGUGGCACAGAGCCUCCCUUCACACCCCCGAUCUUCCUCUCCCCCCUCUUUUUUUUGGGUGUUUCUUUCUUCUCAUUGUGUUUUUUAGUUCUGUUUCCAAAAUUAAACGCGUUUCACCUCCUGCCCCUUCCACCCCACAGCCCUUGCCUUGUUGGAAAGGAAGUGCAAGAUGCUGUUUUUCAGCAGAUCUCACAUCAACAACACAACUGCCGGGCGCGGCCAGCACCACCCCGGGCACCAAGGAGGGCACCCGGCCACCGCCAUGGCUCCUGAGGAGCUCUCCGGCUCAGCUGACUACGAUUAUCCACUGGUGACCAACAUGACGGUGAACCAGGAGGUCUUCUCCAGGUGGGAGGUCAUCUUCACCACCAUCUUCAUCCCCAUCCUCUACUCCUUCAUCUUCCUCCUUGGCCUCAUGGGGAACCUCUUUGUCAUCGUGCUGAUGGCCAAGAGGAGGGGGAACAAGAGGAUGGUGGACACCUUUGUGCUGAACCUGGCGGUGGCUGAUGUCAUCUUCAUCUGCACUUUGCCCUUCUGGGUGGCGGCGGGAGCACGGGGGAACCGCUGGCCACUUGGCGAAGGGCUCUGCAAGGUGAGCAGCUAUGCCAUCGCAGUCAACCGCUGCUCCAGCAUCCUCUUCCUCACCGCCCUCAGCAUGGAGCGCUACCUGGUCAUCAAGAAGGUGCUGGACACCAAGAUGAUGGGUUCACAGAGGCAUAUCCGCAUCACGUGCGGCAUCAUCUGGGCAGCAUCACUCCUCCUGGGUGCCCCGUCCCUGGUGUACCGGCGGCUAGAUGGGGAUGACUGCUGGGAUGAAGAUGGAGAGGACUUCAGUCUGGCCAUGGUCUUCCUCACUUUCCUCCUGCCCUUGGGAGUCAUCUCCUUCUGCUACUGCUCCAUCUACUGUCGGCUCCAGCGCCAUGUCCGUCUGGGCAGGGGCAUCCGGCGUUCCCACCGUGCCAUUGUCACUAUCGUCGCAGCCUUCCUCUGCUCCUGGUUGCCCCUCAACACCUGCAAGGUGCUGCUCUUCUUCCUCGCCAAGGGUACGCUGGUCCUGUCCCAGGGGCAGGAGGUGGCCUUGAGGUGGGUGGUGGCCGGCAGCACCUGCUUGGCCUUCGUUAACAGCUGCGUCAACCCCCUGGUCUACGCCCUGAUGGAUGGACGCUGCCGUCCCCGAUGUCCCCGCGCUCCGGGGACAGGUCCCGGUGCAACUGUCCCUUCUUCCACCACGGACUCCAGCCUCCUCUUUGGUGUCCGGAUCUGGAUCAAGCCACCCCCCGGCCCCCGGCGCAGGAGCGGGACCCAGCUCCGGGCGGCACCGGGGGUCCCACGGGACCACCUCGGAGAGAGUCCCCAACCCUGCUCCCCAGCGUCCCCAGGUGCCACCCCAGACCCUGCUGUCCCACCUGGUCCCUAGCCAUAAUCCAGGUCCAACUUGUGAUCCCCAAGGGAGCUGCCACCCUGCACUCUCCCUGCAGCCUCAGUGCAGGCAGGAUCCGGCCCCCAGGAUAAAACCAUCACCCCCCCCAGGAUGCUCUGCACAAGGCACUGCUUCCGGAGUAGGAGCAUGGCUUUAAUUCCAAUUUAAUCCCAAUUAAUACAGAUUUACCCUUAUCACUAACUGUAUAUUUCAGUCUCGGAGCCUGAAAUGCCGCCGGGGGAAAGGGGGGGUACUUACUGCCUGGGGCACUGCCAGCAGCUCUGCCCGGUGUGGACACACACUGAGAAAAAAAACCCUUUAUUUCUCCAAAUCUGCCUUUUUUUCUCUGAACCGGCCCCCUUUAUUUGCACUGUUGGGGUUCCUGUUGUGUCAUCUCCUCUUGUGCUGCUGGGCAAGGGGGAUGCAUAAAAGACCCCCCCUAAAAAUCACGCAGGGGGUUGGGGGCAUCGGGGACCUGUGGGUGGAGGGGAAGGUGUGGGGCAGUUUGGGGCAGGGCAGUGCUGCCUGCAGUCCUGCCUGCAUCUGCUUGGGGCUGGCUCUGCUGCUGCAUCUCCCCUGCCUGCAUCCUCACCUGCACCCUCAACUGCAUCCUCACCUGCACCCUGCUCUGCACUUGCCCUGUUUGCAGUGCUUCCUGCUUGUACCCUGCCUGCAUCUCCCAUGCAUCUCUCCUGCCCGUAGCCUGCACCUUGCCUGCACCCUUGGUCUGUUUCUCCCCUGCUUGCACCCUGCCUGCAUCUCUCCCACCUGCACCUCUGCGGUCUACACGCUUGCUGUGCCUGUCCCUCCUGCAGACCUUUUUCUGCACAUCUCCUGCCUGCACCCUGCCCUGCACCUGCCCUGCCUGCAGCGCUUUCAGCCUGUUCCUUACCUGCAUCCUCACCUGCACCUCUCUUUCCUGCACCCUGCUCUGCACCCUGCUCUGCACCUGCCCUGCUUGCAGUGCUUCCUGCUUGCACUCUGCCUGUGUCUCACCUGCAUCUCCUCUGCCUGCAUUCUGCACCUUGACUGCACCCUUGGUCUGCACCUGCCCUGCUUGCAGCAUUUUCUGCCUGCUCCCUGCCUGCACCUCUCCUGCGUACACCCCUGCCUGCAUCUCACCCACCUGCACCUCUGCGGUGUGCACGCUUGCAGUGCCUGUCCCUC